AUGAGUUCAAUGCCAGAAAUUUCGGAAAGAUCUACUAUGGUUACGUCACCAGACUUCACAGCAUUGGGAGCUCAGUUAAGUGAGGUACUUGGCAAGUUCAAUGAGUUAAGUACUGAAAUGGCCGCACAGAGGUAUGUCAUUGAUCAGUUGGUUGCAAGCAACAGUGGUGGUGGUGUCCUGAACGACCAAGAACCUGUCGAUAAUCAUCCAUCUGCACAAAACCAUCAACCACCACACACAUCCAAUGCCCAAACAACUUUCCUUCCUCCCUUCGCUAAUCCCCUUGAAAAUACCUUUACCCGACUAAAUUCAGACCUUUCUUAUACGCAUCCAAAUUAUAUAUUGAUUAACCCCACCAGUAAUCAAAUCUCUCAAACCCAUCCACAAACCAAUCUGAACGUUCCCCGUAAUCCUCAGGAACCCCACCACCACGUUGCAGUGCCUUUUGUGUUGGAUACUGCAUCUCAAGGGAAGGCAGCGAUAGAAGAACAACCUGCACCUAUUGACAAAGAUCUGUUGAGAAGACUGGAUCGAUUCGAUGAUUUUAUGAAGAAGAAUCAAGGAUUGAGCAGGCAUGGUGGGUUGGACUACGAUGAAUUAUGUCUUUUUCCAGAUAUUCAGCUACCAUUGGGAUUCAAAACUCCCAAAUUCAGUAAGUAUGAUGGGGCUGAAAAUCCUAAGACGCAUCUCAAGAUAUUUGCCAACAAGUUGGGUAAGCUCAUGGAUGAUGAAAAUCUGCCUAUGCGUCUAUUUCCUGAAAUUUUAGAGGGAGAUGCUCUAGAUUGGUAUUCAAAUUUGAAGUCUGAAGAGGUCAAAACCUGGUUGAAUUUGUCAACAAUUUUUUUGAAGCAAUAUGAGUUUAAUUGUGAGUUGGCACCGACACGAACAACACUGGAGGGCACAAAAAGAAAGCCAUCGGAAGAUCACAAGACCUAUGCAAAGCGGUGGAGAAAGUUAGCUACCAAAGUGGAGCCUCCUAUGACUGGGGAGGAGAUUGUUCGUACUUUCAUCAAGGCUCAUGAUCCACCCUACUUUGAAGAGAUCUUUCGCAUGACUAGAAGUUCGUUUGCUGCUAUUAUUAAUAAGUUUGAGGAAUACGAUGAGUUUGUCAAGGCAGGGAAGAUUGUUAAUGUAUCGGCAUUGAAGUUGCAAUUGGAUGCUUUACAGAAUCAAAGCAACAUGGGGAAAAAGUCCCAAUUCAAGAAGAAAGAAGGAGAAACCGCUUUUAUAUGGGAUCAAGGCCCGUCUUUCAGACCCAGAAACCAUCCCGCCUAUUCUGUUCCUUACCCGUAUUACACCAACCCUCAACCAGUCUACCACACUACUACCCAACUCCAUCAUUCUCGACCAAGUCACUUGAAUACCUCACCGUUACCUCCACAACCUAUCUUCCAAAAUCACUCUCGUCCCAAUUAUCAUCCCAGACCAACCCUGCAAAAUAAUAACCCUUCUCAAAAUCCUUUUCAAACCAGGGGAGUUCAAAAUCAAAGGCAAUUCCGAACCUUUAGCAAUUUGGGCCGACCCAUUGAUCAAUUGUAUGAGCAAUUAAGAGCAGCUGGAAAAAUUAGCACUAUUCCUCCCAAACUCUAUCCCAGAGCUCCUCCUGACGGUUAUGAUCCACAAGCAAUCUGUGCCUAUCAUUCUGGAAGUCCAAGUCAUACCACUGGCAAUUGUUGGGCUCUAAAACAUAAGAUCCAAGACAUUAUUGAUUCUGGAGACAUCCUUCUUAGAAGAAAGGGAGAACAAGGACCCAAUGUCAGUAAGAAUCCUUUACCUGAGCAUGGAAGUACUGUAGGAGUUAUCAUCGCUGAUGAAGAUUUUAUCGAUCCCACUCAGUACAUUGUAGAUGAAAUUGAGGUGUUUGGUGUAAUGGAAACUGACCACGCGAGAAUGAGAAAAUCGCUGUUUGCUGAGAAGUUCAUGACUAAUGAUGAUGUUGAGAAAAAGUUGAAGUCUCUUGUAUUUGAAAAAGAGGAGCCAUUUAUAGUAGAAGAUGGAGUUUUCGAGGUUGACAAAAUCCCUUUUAUUCUGGAUCUACCAUCUUUUGAAUGGGAUAUAUCAGAGCCCGUUAUUCUCAAAUUUUCGGAACAAAUACCUGUCAAUAACUUGCAAGAGGUACCCUGGAACUACGAGGAGUCUAUUCUGUUGAUGGGAGAUAAAAAAUGCUUAAAGGAAGAGGUAUCUACUAUUACCAUGUCUGAGAGAAUCGUGGGAAACUCCAAAGUAGACGUUCAAUCCAAGGCCAAGGUUAAAUCUCCGACGUCCAAGUCUCUUGUGCCUGAAAAUAAAGCCGUGGAUUUCUUAAAGAUGCUGAAGAGAAAUGAGUACAAAAUAGUGGAACAGUUGGAUAUGAUGCCUGCUCAGAUUUCUUUUUGGAAUCUUCUCUUGACCUCCGAGCUACACAGAGAAGCAUUACUCAAAAUCCUGAAUGAAGCUCAAGUCUCUAAAGAUAUUCCGGUGGAUAAAUUUUCUAAUAUUGUGGGGAAUGUACUUGCUGCUAAUCAUAUUGCCUUCUCUGAUGAUGAUCUGACUGCAGAGGGAAUCGGGCAUAACAGAGCCUUGUAUAUAUCAGUCCGCUGCAAUGGAAAACUGUUGCCAAGAGUUUUAGUGGAUAAUGGGUCAGCGUUGAAUAUCUGUCCAUGGAACACUCUCAUCAAGCUUGGAUUUCUUGACAUUAAACUCCGUCCAUCUGCAACUGUGGUUCGAGGAUUCGAUGGUUCAAGGAGGGAAUCUAUGGGUGAAACAGAUCUGGUAUUGGAGAUAGACCCUGCUCAAUUUCAAGUUACUUGCCAACUCAUUACUGUGUUUGCUGAGGAUGACUGUACCAUGAUCGUUGAUGCAAAAUUCAAAGGUGAAGACAGAAAAGGGACUCUAGUUUCAUCUCAUCACGUUGCUGACAUUGUCUCUGUGGGAUGGGUAUCCAAAGAUAAGUCGCUGACUAAAUCACAUUUGCCAGAGGCUGAUAUCAUGAUGGCUAAGGAGAUGAUCCGAAGCGGAUAUGAAAUAGGAAAAGGUCUUGGACGGGAAUUGCAAGGAAUUUUGGAGCCAAUAGAGAUCCCGAUGCAAAAGGAUACAUUUGGACUGGGAUUUCAUCCAACUGCUAAGAAUAAAAAGGAAAUGCAAGCUCUAAAACAAGUUGAAAAGAAGGGUAAGCAAAUUGUCUUAAAUGUCCCACCGCUAUAUCACACUUUUCCUCGGCCAUCAGAGGUGAUUAUGCCAGAAACGAAAAAUCCUGUGGAGGAAAUUGAAGUGGACCUAUCUCAAUUAUUUGUUGAGGCAACUUGUGAGAAGGAACCAUCAGAGAAUUCAGAAUUUUUAUGGCCACAAGUAAAACCCUUUGACCCUUUGGAUGUCACCAUUUUAGAAUCCGAUGGCUGCAAUCUCAAUAUCUCUCAUGAAUUUGAAAUCAUGCAAUCUGAAAUUCAAAACGAGAGCGAUACUGAGGAAGAAUUUGAGUCUAUUUCAAGGGAUUUAAAACAGUACGAAGAGAAACCCAAACCCAACUUAGAAGAAACAAAAAUCAUCAAUAUUGGCUCUAAGACGGAGGUUAAAGAAGUUAAAGUCAGCAUUCAUUUGAAUAAGAAACAGAAGAAGGAAAUGAUUGAAUUCUUAAUGCUAUUUCAAGAUGUGUUCGCAUGGUUAUACGAUGAUAUGUCAGGGAUCUCUACAGACAUAGUGGUUCACAGAUUGUCAACUGAUCCAAAUUUUUUACUUGUAAAGCAGAAGUCGCUGCUUAAGAAAUCUGGGGAGAUGCGAGUAUGUGUUGAUUAUAGAAAUCUGAAUAAGGACAGUCCGAAAGAUGAUUUUUCUUUGUCAAAUAGUCAUAUUUUUUUGGACAAUAUUGCUGGAGACGAAAUUGAAUCUUUUGGUGAUUAUUUUGUUGGGUAUAAUCAAAUCUUAAUGGCAGAAGAAGACAGAGAGAAGACUUCUUUUAUCACCCCAUGGGGAACCUUUUGUUAUCGAGUGAUGCCUUUCGGGUUGAAAAAUGCUGGAACCACUUAUCAGAGGACCAUGACUACCCUGUUCCAUGACAUGAUUCACAAAGAGAUGGAGGUUUAUGUGGAUGAUAUCAUAAUUAAAUCCAAGAAGGUCGAGGACCAUCUGAUUGAUUUAAAGAAACUGUUUGAAAGAUUGAGAAGAUAUAAUUUGAAGUUGAAUCCUGCGAAAUGUGCUUUUGGAGCCCCAGCUGGUAAAUUAUUGGAUUUUAUUGUCAGCAAACAGGGUAUAGAGAUAGAUCCUGUAAAAAUAAAAGUAAUUCGAGAUAUGUCCAUUCCAAAAAUUCAAAAAGAUGUGAAGAGUUUUCUUGGAAAGAUCAAUUUCAUUGGUCGAUUCAUUGCACAGUUAACAUCUACCUGUGAGCCUUUGUUCAAAUUGCUGAAAAAGAAUGCGCCGAUAGAUUGGAAUGAAGAUUGUCAGCAAGCUUUUGAUAAGAUAAAAAAUUACUUGUUAAAUCCUCCGGUCUUAGUGCCACCUCAGCCGGGAAGGCCUCUGAUUAUGUAUUUGUCUGUUCUUGAUGAGGCUGUCGGAUGCGUUCUGGGACAGCAUGACGAGUCUGGGAGAAAGGAACAAGCCAUCUACUAUCUGAGUAAGAAAUUUACAGCAUAUGAGGCCAACUAUUCUUUUCUUAAAAGGAGUUGUUGUGCUUUAGUAUGGGCAGUUCAGAAGUUGAGACAUUAUUUGCUCGGUUAUACCACUUACUUGAUUUCUCGUUCUGAUCCUCUAAAAUACCUGUUGAAAAAGUCGAUGCCCACGGGACGUAUGGCUAAGUGGCAAAUGAUCCUUUCCGAGUUUGACAUUGUCUUCACAACACAAAAGGCAGUCAAGGGUCAAGCCAUAGCAGAUCAUUUGGUAGAAAAUCCAAGAGAUGAUGAUUACCAGCCAUUGCAUACCUACUUUCCGGAUGAAGAAAAUCUGUUCGUCGGAGCAGUUAAGGCAAUGAGUGAGCAGUAUCCUGGAUGGGGUUAUUUUUCGAUGGCGCGUCAAAUUCUUUCGGAACUAGAAUUGGAGCAAUUUUAG
Coffea arabica (coffee) is the source of this 5016-nucleotide messenger RNA. The record is from RefSeq and is a predicted model, not a curated record. Lineage: Eukaryota; Viridiplantae; Streptophyta; Magnoliopsida; Gentianales; Rubiaceae.